AUGGCUGAAGAAAACAUUGUCCAGUUGAAUGUUUCAUUUUAUUGCAAUGCUGGACAUGAUUAUGUUGUUGAAAUAAGCACCAAAGAUGAUGAGAGCCUUAUUAAAGAUAUACGUGUUCUUCAAGCUGGUAGAUGCAAUGAUGACGGUGAAAACCUAUCGGGCAAUCAACAACGUGACCCUAUUUUCAACGCCAGUUUGGAUUAUACGGACAUUAACGUAGAAAACGUGGACGUCAAGCUAACUUUAUAUUCUGAUAAAAUUGGAAUAACGGAUAUAGACAUUGAUAUUAGUUUGUCAGAAGCGAUUAAUGACACAUCUGCAAAUUCCACACGGCCUUUUAAUGAAGAUGGACUCGAACUGCGCUCGUAUUUGGAGAUAUACGUAAUACGGGACUUGCAAAUUAUUGAUGUCAUAUUCAUGGUGACGGUGUACGUUCUAGAGAUCGCGGAGAUGUUGACGUUUGGGACCCAGUUGGACGUUGACGUCAUCAGGAAAACGUUGAAAAAGCCGCUACCUGUAUUCCUUGGUCUGGCAUGCCAAUACGCCGGUAUGCCAUUGAUAGCAUACGGCCUGGCGAGGGCGGUGGCCGUGGACUCUCUGGCGGCGCUGGGGAUCUUUACAGCGGGAAUCUGUCCGGGAGGCGGUGCCAGCAAUAUCUACUCAUACUUACUACACGGUGACCUUGCCCUCUCAGUUACCAUGACAACCAUAAGCACUGUCUGCGCUUUAGGGAUGAUGCCGCUAUGGCUGUACACGGUAGGCGGCAUGUUCUACCAGAAUUGGGACAUCUCCAUCCCAUAUGUAGACAUCCUCGUCGCCCUCUCAGUUAUCAUUCUCCCCCUGUCUGUGGGGCUCUUCAUUCAGUACAAGUUCCCCAAAGUUGUGGACAGGCUGGAGAAAAUGAUGACUUGGAUAUUAACUAUUCUAGCGUUGAUUUUAAUUGGCACGGGUGUGUAUUCCAGUCUGUAUCUUUUAAAACUUUUUAACGUGACGGUUAUCAUAACCGGGUGCGCAUUGCCGUAUAUUGGGUUCAUACUUGGUGGGUGUGUCGCAUAUCUAUGUGGACAGUCUAUGGAACAAAUAAAAACCAUUGCCAUAGAAACCGGGAUGCAAAAUACCGGAAUUGCCAUCAUUUUAUUGUACAACACCCUACCCCCACCCGUCGGGGAUUUGUCGUCGGUGGCGCCGAUCGCAGCGGAAGUGUUCUCCCCUAUACCACCCCUUUUCGGCGCCGUGGUGUACUUGAUACGAGGGAAAUGCUGCCAGAAAUAUAAAACCGUAAAGACAAAAGACAACGAAAGCUUAAAAGACGAUAAUCACAAUACAAAUGACGACCAUGAUGACGAGUGA
This is a messenger RNA of Mya arenaria, 1350 nucleotides long. Its product is annotated as ileal sodium/bile acid cotransporter-like. The record is from RefSeq and is a predicted model, not a curated record. Gene Ontology annotation, cellular component: membrane. The coding region runs from base 1 to 1350 and encodes 449 amino acids. NCBI's taxonomy places the organism in Eukaryota, Metazoa, Mollusca, Bivalvia, Myida, Myidae. The transcript has 3 exons.